Messenger RNA from Cyanistes caeruleus (blue tit), 1289 nucleotides. The record is from RefSeq and is a predicted model, not a curated record. Lineage: Eukaryota; Metazoa; Chordata; Aves; Passeriformes; Paridae.
GAUGGGAGCGCGGGCUGCUGCGUAAGAGCCACUUGAGCCCUGCUGUCGCCUUGCGGAAUAUCGCGUCCCCUUAUCGUCCCGCGGCGUGCUACUCACCCCCUCCCCCAGCGCGGCCACCACCCCUUCGCUGCCGGCCACCGCCGAGCUGGGAUGUGCCGUGGGCACCCGCUGUGGAGCGGCAUGGGAACUUGUCCCCCACCAUCGGCCAGGCCAGCCCCAUCACAUCGGACGAGGAGUACCUGAGCCCCCUGGAAGAGUUCCCCGAGUCCGGCACCCCCCAGCACCGACCGGCCAUGAAGUUGCAGCCAAGAGCCCAGCAUGGGGCUGCCCGUGGCUCCCCAGAGACCACCUUCAAGGCUUCACCCACCUUUGAGGUAUCCUUGUCGGACCAGUCGGUGCUGGAGGGGCAGGAUGUUAGCAUGAGUGUUCGCGUCCGUGGGGAGCCCAAGCCCAUCAUUUACUGGCUGAGAAACAGGCAGCCAGUGAAGUAUGGCCGCCGGCACCAUGUGGAGGAGGCAGAGGGAGUGCGGGGGCUCUUCACGCUGCACAUCCUGGCGGCGGAGCACACUGACACCGGCUUCUACACCUGCAAGGCCGUCAAUGAGUAUGGCACCAAGCAGUGUGAGGCCAAGCUGGAGGUCAGAGGGGGAGUACGAUAAGGGGGUGCAUCUCUCAGAGCCGCGGCUGCGGGGCUCUUAGUUGGACACCUCUUAGGCAGUGGACCUCACCUUGUGUUAUUACCUCCUUCUCCAUCCGCCGCCUCGUCCUGGACGCACCGCGGGGACGCGCGGGCCCUCAACUGCGGGCAGGGGUUCGCCAGAUGGCCGGGGCAGGCCUGACUGAGGCGGGGCGGGGGAAGCAGCAGGGGAACAGCAGGCACCCCCUCAGCCAGGCCAGGGUGCCCAUAUGAUGCUGUCUUGUCUCUUGCUCCAUCCGUUUGUCCCUGUCUGCGUGUUCUACUGCCUCUCUCUUGCUGCCCAGGGAAAGGGAGCGGGGAGCUGAGCCCACGGUUGCCGCCGUGCCAGCUAGGGCUGUAGGGAAGGGGCUGCAGUGCGGUGGCAGCUCUGUGACAGUCACCUUGGAGCACAGGAGACAGGAGACCCCAGGGACCCCACAGAGGAACACCCUGCGUGAGAUGCAGGGGGGAGGGAGAGCAUUGGCCCCUUUGGCUUCACGGUGGCCACUCAGGUGCCAGCUUUGCCACCAAGACACGUCCCUUGUAGCCCCAGGGCUUGGGUCCCUCAGGAGCAUCCCCUGGCUGUGGGUCUCUUCUCCCCAGGGAGGGGGCU